This is a messenger RNA of Ruditapes philippinarum (Manila clam), 2298 nucleotides long. RefSeq lists its product as uncharacterized. Lineage: Eukaryota; Metazoa; Mollusca; Bivalvia; Venerida; Veneridae. The transcript is spliced from 3 exons. The record is from RefSeq and is a predicted model, not a curated record. Gene Ontology annotation, molecular function: nucleic acid binding. Bases 1 to 2298 code for a protein of 765 amino acids. Gene Ontology annotation, biological process: DNA integration.
AUGAUACGGGACCGUAUUGUAUUUGGCACAAAUUCUUCUAAGGUUCGAGAAAAGCUCAUUAACGAAGGUGCAGAAUUGACCUUAGAUAAAGCUGUACAAAUCGCUCAAAAUAUGGAAUAUUCCAAACAGCAAUUGAGUUCAAUGGCAUCUGCGGCGGACAAGGACGUUCACCAAGUGGCAAGGCCUAGAAAACGUUUAGUCCGAAGGCGGGAAAAGCCACAAGACAGUGACGGGAAAGUGACCUGCUCCAGAUGCGGGACAACACAUCAAGAGGGCAAAACGUGUCCAGCGAAGGGGAAAACGUGCAGAAAAUGUGGCAAACUGAAUCAUUUCCAGAAAAUGUGUAAAUCACGUAAUACUGUGAACCGGACUUAUCGAGUGACGAUCAGGAUUUCUAUGUAUGCACGGUACAUGCAGUUUACAUUUAAAACCAAAAGCUAUACAUGUAAUUUGUCCACCCAGGCGUGUACCUGUAGCUUUACAGGACCGUUUAAAAAUGAGUUGAAGUCUAUGGAGGAUAAAGGAAUUAUCCAAAAGGUUACUAGACCGACUGACUGGGUCAAUUCAUUAGUCUGUGUGGAAAAACCCAGCACUGGAAAGCUGAGGGUGUGCUUAGACCCUGAAGCACUAAAUGACAAUAUCAUGAGACCGCACUACCCUAUGAGGACUAUAGAAGACGUGACAAACCAAUUGACAGGUGCUAAGUACUUCAGUGUAUUAGACGCAACGAAAGCUUAUUGGUCGAUAAAAUUGACGGACGAAUCCUCAUAUUUGACGACAUUUAAUAGUCCCUUCGGUAUAUACCGAUAUUUGCGGCUUCCUAUGGGUAUAAAAAGUUCCCAAGACAUAUUUUGUCAAAAAAUCGACGAAUUUUUCGAGGACGUGACAGGCGUGAUGUCAAUAGUAGACGAUCUUCUUGUGUACGGACGGACUAUCGAAGAGCACGAUGCAAACCUGACACGUGUUUUGGACCGAGCACGUGAAAAGGGUAUUAGGUUUAACCCAGACAAAUGUGUUAUCGGCUCUCAGGAAGUUAAAUACUUUGGUCACGACACGUAUCAAGAAUUGUCUGACGGACUUGACGUGCACGUGUAUACGGUUAUUAAUAGUUUACCGGUUAGCGACGGAAAAUUACAAGGCCUCAGACUUUCCACACAGCAAGACAGUCAGUUUCAGACACUGAAACAAACAAUUAUUGACGACUGGCCUGAAUCUAGGCAUGAGUGCCCGAAUUCCAUAUUAGAAUUUUGGAAUCAUCGGGAUGAACUCUCGACUGUAAAUGACAUAAUUUUCCGCCGUCAAACAUUGGUCAUUCCAAGUUCAUUGCGAACUGAAAUGAUUUACGCUGUUCAUGUGGGAGUGACUAAAACGCUGAACAGGGCCAAGGAUAUUAUGUUCUGGCCAGGCAUGGUCAAACAGGUCACAGACCACGUGUUAGCAUGCCCUUUAUGUCUAACACACAGAGCAUCAAAUGUGAAGGAACCUUUGAAUCCCCACAUUGUGCCCCAAAAACCCUGGCAACAUAUUGCCGCUGACUUAUUUACGCUUGACGGACGUGAUUACCUUAUAACUGCCGAGGUCUACAGUAAUUACUUUGAAGUCGAUGCAUUGCCAGAAACAAAAAGUAAAACUGUUAUUAGAAAAUUAACAAUGCAUAUGGCUCGCUAUGGUCAAUUAGAGACAUUGAAAAGCGAUAACGGGCCACAGUUUAGCUCAGAAGAAUUUCAAAAAUUUGCUUCUGACUGGAAUUUUAAGCAUGUAACAUCUACACCUGGAUAUAGUCAAUCCAAUGGUUUCAUAGAAAAAAUGGUCUCAAUAGCCAAAAAAACAAUGAAAAAAUGCCAGGCGACCAAAACAGACCCAUAUUUAGCAUUUCUGGAAUAUCGUAACACACCUUUAAACUGCGGAUAUUCUCCCGCACAACUGUUAAUGGGCAGACGGUUAAAAUCCAUUUUGCCUUCAACUAAUGAGCAAUUGAAACCAUCUUUCAUUAACCAAAAAUCUGUAAGAAAAUCUCUGCAAGAAAACAAGGUUACGCAAAAGAACUAUUACGAUAAAAGUUCGAGGUCACUUCCCCCGCUAAACAAAGAUGACUCUUGCAGGGUGCAAUUUGGGAAAACUUGGAAACCAGCCAUAGUUCUAAAAAAAGAAGGGGAGAGAUCAUACAAAGUUCAAACUGAAGAUGGCGCUAUUUACCGCCGUAAUCGCCGCUUCAUAAACAAAACGCGGGAAAAGUUCCCUAUCAAUACAGAGUCCUUCACUAAUAUUCUCCACCAAGGUCAAGAUCCUAACAAGUAA